GAUCGUAUAAACAACAUCACAAUUUGGGAAGAAAUUUGGAUUUUUUCUUUAAAAUGUUUAUAAAAAAUAGGGGAAACGUGUUCAAAUUAAUUUGUGUUGAAUUUUGAUUCGAUACUGUAUAAAAUAUUUUCCUACAUUAUCGAGGUUAGAGGUAUGAUAAAAUAUAAAUCUUUCGAAAUAAAUGGCAUUCUAAUUCAAGCGUCAGGAAAUUUUGGUUAUAUCGAUUCAUCACUGCGAGAAAAAUUGAUGAAUCACUAUAUAAACGUUUGAUAACUGCAUAAGGGUUUAAGCAUUUGGGAUGGGACACAUCAACCGUACAUGUUUCAAUUUAUCAUCUGACUUGUGAUUGAAGGAGUACAGUAUCUUAAACAUGGCUGAGGCAGUAAAAGUCAUAGUGAGAUGUCGGCCACUAAAUAAAAGAGAGAAGGAUCUGAAUUGUCAAACUGUUGUACAAAUAGAUUCAUCCAUUGGACAAUGUCAACUUUUUAAACCAGGUGAGAAAGAGCAACCACCAAAAUCAUUCACAUUUGAUGGAGCUUAUGAAACAGACUCAACAACGCAAACAAUCUACAAUGACAUUUGUUUUCCACUUGUGGAGGGUGUUUGUGAAGGUUACAAUGGUACCGUAUUUGCUUAUGGUCAGACAGGUUGUGGGAAAAGUUUUAGCAUGAUGGGCAUCUCUGAUCCAAUGACCCAACGUGGCAUUAUACCACGUGCAUUUGAACAUAUCUUUGAGACAAUUGAUGUCUCAGAAAAUACAAAGUUCUUGGUUCAUGCAUCCUAUCUUGAAAUUUAUAAUGAAGACAUUCGUGAUCUUUUGGGGAAAAAUAAUAAAACAAGACUGGAGUUAAAGGAACAUCCUGAUUUGGGUGUUUAUGUGAAAGAUCUCACAAUGGUACCAGUUCACAGUGUUGUUGAUUGUGAAAAAGUUAUGGCAAUGGGCCAUAAAAACCGCUCGGUUGGUUCUACACUUAUGAAUGCUGAUUCUUCACGAUCACAUUCAAUAUUUACAAUAAAACUUGAGAUGGAAGACAGAAAUUUGAAUGGGGAAGAACAUAUUAGAGUUGGAAAAUUAAAUCUUGUUGAUUUAGCAGGUAGCGAACGUCAGGCAAAGACUGGAGCCACUGGAGACCGAUUGAAAGAAGCUACAAAAAUUAAUUUAUCACUUUCUGCUCUUGGAAAUGUUAUUUCGGCACUUGUAGAUGGAAAAUCCAAACACAUACCUUAUAGAGAUUCAAAACUUACUCGUUUACUUCAGGAUUCUUUAGGUGGAAAUACAAAGACGUUAAUGGUGGCUUGUUUGAGUCCAGCCGAUAAUAAUUACGACGAAACUUUAAGUACUUUACGGUAUGCAAACAGAGCGAAAAACAUAAAAAAUAAACCAAAAAUAAACGAGGAUCCAAAAGACGCUUUGUUGAGAGAGUAUAAAGAAGAGAUUGAGAAACUGAAACAAAUGCUCAUGGGACAGUCGACUACACCUACGAAGUUGUCGGUCGUGUCUGGUAAAACUGAGGAAAGUUUUGUUCAAGAGAAGCUAACAGAAGAAACAUCCAGGAUUAAAAAUGAAUACGAGGAAAAAUUAUCUGCGAUGAAAAAGAUGUUUGAAAAAGAACAAUCAAGUAAGGAAAAUUUAAUGGAUGAAAUGACAAGAUUGAAGGCAGAAUAUGACCAGAAAUUGAACUCAGUUGAGUGCCAGUAUUCUUUUCCGCCUGCCACCAAAAACAGCGAAGAAAACCUUGAAACAAGUCGCGUUCCAAACUCAUCACCAAUCUCUCAGAAUGGCGUGGACGUUAGUGAGGCUGGGACCUCUCUACAAUUGCAUCAUGAAGCUCUUGCAAGAUUACACAAUCUUCAACAACAAAUUGUGGGAGGUGAACGCAAGGAUGACAGUCAACUUAAGGAAAAACAUAAAAAACGAAAGGAUCAUGUUUUUUCUCGUAAAGAAAAACUAGUAAACGCUUUAAAAACACUUAACAACAGUGAUCAAAUGGUUAUCAAAGUUUAUGACUCCUUGCAAGAUGAAAUCAAAGCAAAAAACAAGAAAAUAAAAAGCCUUUACGACGAACUUAAGCUAGCUAAAGAUGAGGUGGAAGAUCUUCACGUCGAGUUUGAACGUGAUCGCGAAGAUUAUUUGGAAACAAUUCGCAAACAAGAACAAAAAAUGGCCCUUCAAAAGGCAAUCUUGGAUAAAAUUCAACCUUUAAUACGAAGGGACUGCAACUACUUUAAUGUUGAUCGUGUGAUGGUUGAGUCAAAAUGGGACGAGGAUGAACAACAGUGGAUUGUUCCCGAUGUUGCGAUUGAACGUACGACAUUACCUAUGGCAGGUGUUGGGAAUGUCACUCCGCUAUCCCGUAAAUUAAAGACAGGAUCAUCUCCACCUUGCAACAAUUACGCAAAUGAGGAAGAUAAAUUUUUACAGCAUUUAAAUCGGACGGAAAGCAGUGAAAUUGCGGCGUCAUAUUUUGCCCCAAAACGCGCAAAUCGUCUUCUAGAGACACAGAAUCAUCAUCGACAGGACAAUCAUGAAAUAACCUUACGACAUUCAAGCAUUUCCUAUCAUGAAGCUAUUCCUCCUAUGGAAACUUAUUCCACGACAAACAUGAGACCUGUGCGUCUGGAAUCUUUAAAUCCAUAUAUGAUAAAUGGGAAAAAAAACAAAAAGAAGAAGCAAGCUGAUGGGUUUUAAGCAAGUUGUUUGCACUAACUAAUCAACUCAGUUUAGCUCAUGAAAUUAGCUCAGUAGCUUGAAUCAAUUUGUUGCAUCUAUGCUCUUCAAAAUGAUAAAUAAAUUUCACAUAUAAAAAACGCUCA
Molecule: messenger RNA, 2814 nt
Organism: Xenia sp. Carnegie-2017
Lineage: Eukaryota; Metazoa; Cnidaria; Anthozoa; Malacalcyonacea; Xeniidae
Product: osmotic avoidance abnormal protein 3-like
Exons: 9
Coding region: 371-2689 (772 amino acids)
Biological process (GO): microtubule-based movement
Molecular function (GO): ATP binding; microtubule binding; microtubule motor activity
Source: RefSeq, a predicted model, not a curated record